Molecule: messenger RNA, 615 nt
Organism: Linnemannia hyalina
Lineage: Eukaryota; Fungi; Mortierellomycota; Mortierellomycetes; Mortierellales; Mortierellaceae
Source: the annotation of a GenBank genome assembly
AUGAAGAUCACCACUGUCUUGACCGUCCUUGCCGCCGUCCUCUUGGUCCAGGCCGCACCCGUCCCCUCAGUCUCUUCCUCCUCCUCAUCAUUAGCUUUGAAGAGAAACGUCAAUCAAGCCUCCGCCCACAGUCUCCCAGCCAUUCCCGCCUCCUCAGGCCACGAUCUGAGCAAGCGUGAUGACGAUGGUGGUGAUGCUGGAUUCGAGGACAGCGAUGGUAGUGAUGUUAGAUCCGAGGGAAGAGAUAGUGGUGACGAAGGUGAUGAUGCUGAACCCGAGGUCACCGAUGGCUCCGACACAAAUUCUACCGGCGAUGGUGACCAAGCCAGUACCAAGGGAGGUGAUGAGGACUCCAAGGACAACGUGGAUAAGCGCGAUGACGAUGGUGGUGAUGCUGGAUCCGAGGGCAGCGGUGGUGGUGACGAAGGUGAUGAUGCUGAAUCCGAGGUCACCGAUGGCUCCGACACAAAUUCUACCGGCGAUGGUGACCAAGCCAGUACCAAGGGAGGUGAUGAGGACUCCAAGGACAACGUGGAUAAGCGCGAUGACGAUGGUGGUGAUGCUGGAUCCGAGGGCAGAGAUGGCACGGACAAGAACGCUGAAAAGGAUGAUUAA